UCACGCACCCUCCCUCAGUUGGUGUGCGGCUUGAGUAGAAGCAACAGCUGUGAGAACGUCGUGUCGGCCUAGUCUAGUAACCGGUCAACUUUAUACGAUGGCUACGAUGAAGAAGUGGGGCCGCGGGGAGUACUGGGGCCUGGGGAACGAGUUUGACCCAGACUGGGUGCUGACAGAGAAGCAGAAGAAGAUUCAAGAGGACCUCAUAGAGCUCUGUAGGGUUAAAAUCAGACCCAAUGCGAUCCAAUGUGACCGAGAAUACGAGUAUCCUAGAGAAUCCUUGAAUGCCUUAGCUGAACUGGGACUCUUAGGUCUCAUUGUGCCUGAGGAGAUGGGAGGUUUGGGGGAGGACCAUUUAUGCUGUGUCAUGGUCUGUGAAACAAUUGCUCGCUAUGGUUGUCCUUCUACUGCCAUGGUUUAUACCAUGCAUUUGGGAGCCGUUGCUACUCUACUCUUCCGUUGUCAAAAUAAUCUCCGAAGUAAGGAUGUUCUUACACGCUUGGACAAGGACAAACUAAUUGGGGGUCUCUCCUAUUCUGAUCCUGCUACAGGUGGACACAACUGGUAUCCACUGUCUUCCAAGGUAAAGUAUGUUGAUGAUGAUAACAUACAACUCCUAAAGUAUGGAGCGUGGUCCACUAGUGCUGGUUACGCUGACUGGUACACUGUUCAGACCAUCAGUCCCAAUCAUAAUGGUGACUUUUCUAACCUUUCCUGCUUCCUCGUUUUUAAGGAUGAAAUACGUGCAAAUACAGAUGACUGGAAGGCGCUGGGGAUGCACGGCAACAUGUCAGGCCCACUGGUUAUUGAGGGCAAGUUUAACCUGGAUAGAAUGGUUGGCCCACCUGGUGAUGGUCGUUUGAGUAAUGAUGAGUGCGCUGACCCAUACUUCCUACUGUGUUCCUCUGCCGUCUGGAAUGGUAUUUCCCUAGGCUGUCUGGAUGUAGCCAAGAGACAUGUCACUCGUAAAGCUCAUGCUGAUGUAGGAAUGAGAGUGUGUGAUUACCCAACCAUCCAGGACUAUUUUGGGGAGUGUACUUGUGAUACUAACUCCUCGCGGUCACUUACAUUGAUGCUGGCCCAAGCCCUGGACAACAAAACCAAUCAUAAUGACUGGUCACUUCACUCUGACCCUGAAUUCACUGUAAGGACAGAUCUCUUACAUUGGCUCUGGCAGACAAAAUUCAUUUCUGCUAAGAAUGUUACUCAUGUGAGUGACAAGAUGCUUCAUGCCUGUGGUGGAUCAGGAUACAAGGUUGACUUAGGCCUAGAGCGCCUUUUGCGGGAUGGCAAGGCUGGAUGGGUGAUGGGACCAUCCAAUGAGGUGCUACGACAAUUUAUGGGCAAAUCUGUUUUACUCGGCAUGGAUUCUCUUGAUUAUUGGGACCAGCAUACCAACAACCGGAUCAUUCAUAAUGAACUAAAGAAGAUGAACCUGGAGGAGAAGAAGAAGUUGGCCAAGACUCUCAUAGAAGAUGUGGAAUCAGAAGAGAAGGGGAUUGAGUUCAAACACCCAUUCCAAGAAACUGACUUUGAAAACCCUUUCAACACUUGCCCUCCUGCAGCUAAUGGUAAGAUUAUCAAGACACAGGAUGGUGUGUGUCAUGCCCCAGCACUGAAGCCUGACAAAUGGGUACCACUCGCCCUCAAGUCAUACACAGAUGUGAGUGACAAGAUGGGAGCUUUUGUUUUCUCGCUGCCUAAGGAUACUGACCACACAGGAUGCUUUGCUGGACAGUAUGUUGUGGUUAAAGUUAUCAUCAAGGGAAAGGAACAGCUGCGCUACUUCUCACCUGUGUCUUGUCCAAAUGACUUUGGUUAUAUUGAAUUGGUCCUGAGGUUUGAGACACAGGGUCUUAUCUCCCAGCACUUCCAACUCCUUAAACCAGGAGACAAGGUAGAAUUCCAAGGCCCGUGUGGAGGAUUUGAAUAUGAGGAAAACCAGCUGGACGAGCUGACACUGUUAGCAUCAGGAGGUGGCAUCACCCCGGGUAUGCAGCUCAUCCGCCAAAGCAUGAAAAAUGUCAGUGAUAAAACCAAGAUAAAACUUAUAUAUUUCUCUGAAAAUCAUGAUGAGAUCCUGUAUCAUGAAGAGCUCGACCAGUAUGCAGCCAAAGAUGAUCGAUUGAAGAUCGUAUACUCCUUGGGUGAAGCACCUGCAAACUGGGAGGGUGAAGAGGGCUUCAUAGACACCCAAAUGAUUGACAAACAUGUUUCCAAACCCAAUGGUUUGAAGCACAAGAUUGUGAUGUGUGGCGGCCCAACUAUGAGCAUAUCGUGCCUUUAUUCCCUACGGUCGCUUGGCUUCCCCUCUUCGAACAUCUUCAUAUAUGGACAGUUUGGUACAGAGCAAGUGAAAACAGUGUAUGGCAGAAAUGUAAAACUUGCCAGUCAUCGUUGUGACAAUGCUGUCUAAUACAUUGUGUAUAUUCUGUUAUUUUAAGGAGAGGUUAAUGUGCUAAGCAUUGUAUGAAAGCUAUUUGGGAGUAAAGACAAAAUUGUGAGCAGGUUCCAUCCAAAAGUUAUUAUAGUACCA
This is a messenger RNA of Homarus americanus (American lobster), 2536 nucleotides long. RefSeq lists its product as uncharacterized. Gene Ontology annotation, molecular function: oxidoreductase activity, acting on the CH-CH group of donors; flavin adenine dinucleotide binding. NCBI's taxonomy places the organism in Eukaryota, Metazoa, Arthropoda, Malacostraca, Decapoda, Nephropidae. The record is from RefSeq and is a predicted model, not a curated record. Bases 98 to 2416 code for a protein of 772 amino acids. The transcript is spliced from 16 exons.